Molecule: messenger RNA, 2197 nt
Organism: Amaranthus tricolor (Joseph's coat)
Lineage: Eukaryota; Viridiplantae; Streptophyta; Magnoliopsida; Caryophyllales; Amaranthaceae
Product: growth-regulating factor 1-like
Exons: 4
Coding region: 245-1897 (550 amino acids)
Biological process (GO): regulation of DNA-templated transcription; DNA-templated transcription; developmental process
Cellular component (GO): nucleus
Molecular function (GO): ATP binding
Source: RefSeq, a predicted model, not a curated record
UCCUUCUCCCUCUUGAUCUCUAGCUCACUCACUGUUUUUCUCUCUCCAAUUAUUCCCCUUUCUUAAAAUAUCCUCUCUUAAAAGAGAACUAAAAGCUCUUAUAUUUCCUCAACAAAUAAUUUAACUUUCAUUCCAAAAUCCUAGUACCCAAUACCCAAAUGUCUUGUCUUCAACACUUUCACAUACCAUUCUUAACCAAAACAAUGCAAUACCACCUUCUUGCAUUGCUCUAAUCUUCACUUUCAUGGAGUUUGGACUCUUGGGUUUGGGCGGGUUUCCGGGUUCUACCAAUGGGUUUCCUUCGCCGUCCUUAGAUCAUCCAUCUAAACAAAAAGAAACUUCUAGAACUUCUCUAGAUGAUACUAUUCAUGGAGAAUGUAAACCCACAAAAUUUGCAAAACUAAAUGAGGAUUUAACACCCAUUAAAAACUUUCUUCCUUCUAAGCAUUCAUCAUCUUCUCUUGCUUUCUUUGAUGGACAACAAGAAUUGAAUAUGCUUAGCUUUUCCACCCCAAAACUAGACUUUAAAAACCCACAAAUCUCUGCAUUUCCUUAUUUUCAGCUUCCUAAUUCUUAUUACAAUAAGAAUUCAGGAUAUUCCUAUUCAUGUACUGAAAAUGUGAAUGCAAACACUUAUUAUCUGAAUGGAGUAAGAGGACCAUUCACACCAUCUCAAUGGUUUGAGCUAGAGCAACAAGCAUUGAUUUACAAGUACAUCAUAGCAAAUGAGCCUAUACCACCUAAUCUUUUGAUUCCCAUAAGAAGAGCUUUUGAAUCAGCUGGGUUAUGUACUUUUCCUGGUGGACUUCUAAGACCCAAUACCUUUGGAUAUGGAUGGGGUCCUUUCCAUCUUGGCGUAGCCAAUAACACUGAUCCAGAGCCAGGACGGUGUCGUAGGACAGAUGGAAAAAAAUGGCGGUGCUCAAGAGAUGCAGUACCUGAUCAAAAGUACUGUGAGCGGCAUAUCAACAGAGGCCGCCAUCGUUCAAGAAAGCCUGUGGAAGGCCAGUCUGGCCAUUCCAUCUCUGGAGCCACCACUAACAAAGCUAGUAACUCCGCUACCACCUCGUCUGCAUCAGUGAUGUCUGGAGCUGGUCAGUCCAACAACUUUGCUAUAAAUCUCGAUCGAAACAAGGACUUGCAGCCUACAUCUUCCCUUGUUAACAGGCUUAUGGUGAACAAAGAAAAGACCAGUCAGGAAACAGGGGUUGACCUUUUAUCCCCUAAAAUUAGCCUGAGUUCCACCGGGAAUACAUUCUCUGUUACCGAGUCAACUGCAGAUGAUUUUGCAUUUCUCACAUCUGAUGCCAUCUACAGCACCACAAAGACGGGAUCAUCUGUCUCGAGAACUUAUGCCCAAGGAUCCGAUGCACAACAGUUUUCUCACAUAUUUGUAGAUGAUCAUGCAAGUAUUUUGUGGCCUAAGUUACAAACACAAUCAGACAAGACAACAGCUGAUUUCAUGUCUUCAACGUCUUCUCCUACAGGUGAAAGAAAUACUCUUUCAUCCCUUAGAUUGUUUCGGGAACUUGAUUCAGUCCCAAUGGGCUUGAGUACGGAUACUGAUGUCUCAAAUGAGCGGAGCACCAUUUCGUGGGAAACUUCCAUGGGUGGGCUGCUUGGAGAGGUCCUUAAGAUCCCCAUGAGCAGUAGCUUGGGGAUGCAAAGCAAGGAUGUUCCGGCUUUGAACCUCUUAUCUAAGGGAUACGGGGAAGGAAGCCCUCAAUUGGCUUCAUCUCCAACAGGUGUACUUCAAAGGACUGCACUCUGUUAUUUUUCUAACAGCAGUGCAGGCAGCAGCCCUCGACCUGAAAGUGGGAAAGCACUCGAGAGUGGCAGCAUUUGUUGUGACCUUAUCGGUUUCACCCUUGCAAGCUCCUCUUGUCUGCCCUCAUAGGUCGUUGAGAUCAACGAGUUCAUGCUGAAGACCCGUCUGUCUUUCAUCUUCUAACGUGAAAUUUGUACCUGAAUCACUGUCAUAGCUCGGAAAUUUAUUGUAUAAUACUGUUUUUGUAGUCUACUAUUGUAUAAUGUUCUUUCAAUCCCAAGUCAGAUGUUGAACACAAGGCUAAAUGCAGGAUGGUUUUUCAGCUUGCUAGUAUUUCUAUAUAGGUAGAGUUUGUAAAAGGCUUUGUUGUGUUCUCUGGGCGAUGUGUCAAAUUUAUUGAGGAUAUUAUGAAAAAAGCUACAUUAAAGA